Emiliania huxleyi CCMP1516 is the source of this 765-nucleotide messenger RNA. RefSeq lists its product as hypothetical. Lineage: Eukaryota; Haptophyta; Isochrysidales; Noelaerhabdaceae. The annotation marks the transcript as partial. The record is from RefSeq and is a predicted model, not a curated record. The transcript has 8 exons.
CUUUGGCGGCCGCGGCAGUGGCUGCGGGGGGGGGGCGGGAGGCUCUUGGCUGCGGCGCUGCGGCGCAAGCCGACGCUCGGGAAGUGGCGCCACUAUGCCUGUCGCCGAGGCGGACGCGACCGUGGCGCGCGCCAUCGGCGGGCUCAUCCAGCUUUGCCUCGAGACGGGCAUCGACGACUCGCACGGCGCCGGCCACGCUGCCGCGGUCCUUCAUCACGCUGAAGCUGCGGUGGCAGCGGCGGCUCAGCCGCUUUCGGAGGCUCGAGCGCUGGCGGUCCGCUUAGCGGCUCUGCUGCACGACGCAGACGACAAGAAGUACUUCCCAAAGACGUGCCGGACCUACGCCAACGCGAGGCAGAUCAUGAGCGACGCCGGCGCGGCGCCAGCGGUGGUCGAAGACGCCCUGCGCAUGAUCUCGCUCGUCAGCUGCUCGGCCAACGGCAACGCCGCGCCGCCGGAGGCGCGCACGUCGCCCGAGCUGCUCUGGCCGAGGUGGGCCGAUCGACUGGAGGCUACCAGUACAAUCGGCACGUCGGCGCGCCGCUCAGUGUCGACCAGACGCCCCGGCCGGCGACGCAGGAAGAGGUGUGGAGGCACGCGACAGAGGAGCGUUUCGAGGAGUAUCAGGCCAGCGGCGGCGGCUCGGCCUCCAUGGUCGACCACUACUACGAUAAGCUGCUGCACGUCGCGCGACCGCCGCCGCGGCUCGUGCAGAACCGGUACCUUGAGGCGGAGGCGGAGGCGCGGGUGGCGCCGCUUGUCGAG